AUGAACUGUACUCUUCCCCUUUGCAAAGAGUUCUUUAAAGAAAUAACAGCCUAUUUAGACCAUGAUGAUUUUAAAUUAACAAUUACUGGAAAUCAGCCGUCAAUCACUCUACCUUAUUACCUGGACAAGAAUGCCCAUUCUGUUGAACUAAUUAUCUUCAAAUCAACAUUUUUAUCUCUCUUCCAAGAAGCGCAUACAUACUUCAACAGCAGUCUCUCUGAUCAAAGCGGCAUUAUUAAUGAAAAUAUUUAUUACAUGACUAUUGGACUUCUACUCACAACACCCGAGAACAAAACGGUAUAUAAUAUGCAUGAGGAGCUGCUCAAGAAAUAUUUUCAAGAUAGUAGUGUUUUGAUUAUUCCGGGUUUAUUUGCCAAAGAAGUAAGGCUGGUUCAGCGGCUCCUUUGCUCAUCAAACAAUCGCAUCAACAAGUCGUCAUCUCUCUGGAUAUUAUAUCGAAAAUUAUAUAUCUUGACUCUUCAUGUGAAGACAUCAAUUUUCCCGGAUCUUCUUCAUGUAUUCUCCUCUUCUGGGGCCCAGCAUUUUUCUAAUUAUUACUGUUGGAAUACUGCUAGAUGGUUUUAUGAUAAUAUACCUUUUAAUAAAAGAAUUGAGCUCUUUAAUCUGACGAAGGCAUUUUGCUUUCAGCACAUCAAGGAUUGUUCAUCAUGGAGUACAUUAGCAUAUAUGGUAUGCCAACAGGAACAAAAAAACAAAAAUAAUAUAUGUGAUUUUCAAAGGCUGGCAAUCUCUUUUAAUUUACCGACUGAGUCAAAAAAGGUUGACUUGAAUUUUCAAAUACAAUGUGCUGGUUCAUUUAUCCAAGAACUGAUUGAAUGGAUUAAUAGGACAUAUGUUGCAGAUUGGCCUCCAUAUCUGUGCCUUUUGCAAAUUACGAAACUUGAUCUUAUCUUGGGAAUUAAGAUGGACUCUUUCUUAUCAACUUGGAAGCACGAAAUUCGAAAUUUCGAGGAGAACAGUGGUAAUAUCAAAUUAAAGAACAAUACACCAAUAGUGCCUAAACAGCUUUCAAACGACCUUCUAGUUUCUGAAAAUGUUUUACACUUUGGCUAUAAAAAGCUUUUCCUAAGUAAGUUUUUCGAUAAAUGA
This is a messenger RNA of Saccharomyces mikatae IFO 1815, 1110 nucleotides long. It is a transcript of the gene ECM9, whose product is annotated as Ecm9p. The coding region runs from base 1 to 1110 and encodes 369 amino acids. Lineage: Eukaryota; Fungi; Ascomycota; Saccharomycetes; Saccharomycetales; Saccharomycetaceae. The record is from RefSeq and is a predicted model, not a curated record. The transcript has 2 exons. Gene Ontology annotation, cellular component: Rab-protein geranylgeranyltransferase complex; cytoplasm. Gene Ontology annotation, biological process: protein geranylgeranylation. Gene Ontology annotation, molecular function: Rab geranylgeranyltransferase activity.